Molecule: messenger RNA, 699 nt
Organism: Encephalitozoon cuniculi GB-M1
Lineage: Eukaryota; Fungi; Microsporidia; Unikaryonidae
Product: proteasome core particle subunit alpha 5
Exons: 1
Coding region: 1-699 (232 amino acids)
Biological process (GO): ubiquitin-dependent protein catabolic process
Cellular component (GO): nucleus; proteasome core complex, alpha-subunit complex; proteasome core complex
Source: RefSeq, marked provisional
AUGGAGGACUUUAAGCAAAGUGUAAACACAUACAGCUCUGAGGGAAGAAUCCAUCAGAUUGAAUAUGCCAUGAAGGCAAUGAAUCUGGGAACAACAACAAUAGGAGUAAGAACCAAGGAGUUUGUGAUACUAUGUUCUGAGAAGAAGAUAUUGUCUACCUUGCAGAAUCCCAAGAGUGUGGUAAAGCAUUACAAGAUCUACGAUCAUAUUGUGCUUGGGUUUUCCGGGAUAAGCGGCGACACAAAGACCAUUGUGAAGCGGUCGCGAGACUUCUGCAUUUCUCACACCCACAUGUAUGGAGAAAACAUCAGCGUGGAAAGGCUCUUGAAAUACCUGUCCAGCCUGAGCCUGAGGUUUGGCGAGGAGGAUGAGGCCAAAAUGAUAUUUCGAAGGCCCUUUGGCGUUUCGUUGAUUAUAGCAGGAUUCGACACCGAACCCAGGCUGUAUUCACUGGAUCCGUCUGGGUCGUAUAUCAGUUACAAGGCAAAGGCCAUAGGAUCUGGACACGAGGUGGUUGAAGGCAUACUUGAAAACGAGUACGAGGAAUACAGUGGACUUGAUCAGUCUCUGAGAAAAGUGCUUUGCACCCUAUCUAAGGUGAUGAAGGACAAGAUUAGCAAGGAUAAUGUGGAGGUCGUUGUUGUUACUCAAGAAGAGUCCAAGUUUCUGACCCCCGAGGAAGUGUCGGUAUAUCUAUGA